Molecule: messenger RNA, 2748 nt
Organism: Coturnix japonica (Japanese quail)
Lineage: Eukaryota; Metazoa; Chordata; Aves; Galliformes; Phasianidae
Gene: CTPS2
Product: CTP synthase 2
Biological process (GO): CTP biosynthetic process; pyrimidine nucleobase biosynthetic process
Cellular component (GO): cytoophidium; cytoplasm
Molecular function (GO): identical protein binding; CTP synthase activity
Source: RefSeq, a predicted model, not a curated record
GUUCUGCCUGAGGGCGGGGCUGUGGGGUGGGCAGCGUGCGGUGCUCGCGUGGGUCCGUGUCCGCCUGCCUGCUCCCCUUCCCGCGUGGAAGAUUUCCAGCGCAAAAUCUGUGUGCUUGAUCUGAUUUUCCAAUGAAGUACAUCCUUGUAACUGGUGGAGUCAUCUCGGGUAUUGGCAAAGGGAUCAUUGCAAGCAGCAUUGGCACCAUACUGAAGUCAUGUGGUCUGCGUGUCACUGCAAUCAAAAUUGAUCCUUACAUAAACAUAGAUGCUGGAACGUUUUCACCAUAUGAACAUGGAGAAGUAUUUGUACUGAAUGAUGGUGGAGAAGUUGACUUAGAUUUGGGAAAUUAUGAGAGAUUCUUGGACAUUAAUCUCUAUAAAGAUAACAAUAUCACCACUGGAAAGAUAUAUCAGCAUGUUAUCAAUAAAGAAAGGCACGGUGAUUACCUGGGAAAGACUGUUCAAGUCGUUCCACACAUCACUGAUGCAGUUCAAGAAUGGGUAAUGAAUCAGGCAAAAGUUCCUGUGGAUGAUGACAGAAAAGAGCCGCAAAUCUGUGUAAUCGAGCUGGGUGGAACUAUUGGAGACAUUGAAGGAAUGCCAUUUGUGGAAGCGUUUAGACAGUUCCAGUUCAAAGCAAAAAGAGAGAACUUCUGUAACAUCCAUGUUAGUCUAGUGCCACAGCCUAAUGCCACUGGUGAACAGAAGACAAAACCAACGCAGAACAGUGUUCGAGCACUGAGAGGAUUAGGCUUGUCUCCAGAUUUGAUUGUUUGCAGAAGUGCAAAACCUAUAGAAAUGGCAGUGAAGGAAAAGAUCUCCAUGUUCUGCCACGUGGAGCCUGAGCAGGUGAUAUUUAUCCAUGAUGUUUCUUCCACUUACCGAGUACCAAUUCUGUUGGAGGAGCAAGGCAUCAUCAAGUAUUUUAAACAGAGGUUGAACUUACCCAUUGAUGACCAGCCAAGUGAUCUUUUAAUGAAAUGGAAGAAAAUGGCUGACAGAUAUGAAAGGUUGCUGAAGGUGUGUUCCAUAGCUCUCGUUGGCAAGUACACAAAACUAAGUGAUUGCUAUGCAUCUGUUUUCAAGGCUCUGGAACACUCUGCACUGGCGAUUAAUCACAAACUGGAUUUAAUGUACAUAGACUCAACAGAGCUUGAACGUUCUACAGAAGCAGAGAACUCGGUGAAAUACCACCAGGCAUGGCACAAGCUAUGCAAAGCAGAUGGUAUUCUCGUCCCAGGAGGGUUUGGAAUUAGGGGCACAGAAGGCAAAAUCCAAGCUAUUUCCUGGGCAAGAAAACAGAAGAAACCCUUCUUAGGAGUUUGCCUGGGAAUGCAAUUAGCAGUUGUGGAAUUUGCAAGAAACUGUCUAAAUUGGAAAGAUGCAAAUUCUACAGAAUUUGACCCAGACACAAAAAACCCUGUUGUCAUCGACAUGCCAGAACACAAUCCUGGAGAUAUGGGCGGAACAAUGAGACUAGGAAAGAGGAGGACUGUUUUCAAAACACAAAACUCUAUUUUAAGGAAACUUUAUGGUGAUGAAAUGUUUGUGGAGGAACGGCACAGGCAUCGAUAUGAGGUGAAUCCAGAAUUAACUCACUGCUUUGAAGAGAAAGGUUUGAAAUUUGUUGGCCAUGAUACAGAAGGAAACAGAAUGGAAAUGAUUGAACUGGAGAAUCACCCAUAUUUUGUGGGAGUUCAAUUCCACCCAGAGUUUUCCUCAAGACCUAUGAAACCUUCACCUCCAUACCUUGGGCUGUUGCUUGCAGCAACUGGAACGCUUAAUGCAUACUUGCAGCGUGGAUGUAAAUUGUCUCCAAGUGAAAGCUACAGUGACCUCAGUGAUGACAGCUCUCCAGAGAAAGAGUUUCCUAAAUCAGAAACAAGCUAAAAUAGUUGUAUGAGAACACAGAAAUGGAUGAUGCUAUUGAGAAAGUUGGAAACAGGUCAAUGCUGAAUUGAAGAAAGUGGAACAGUAAGCUAGUUGAGGUCCUCAUAGUAUCUCAUCCUGCACUGUUUUCAGCAAUUCUCUGUAGCAAAACCUGUUCUAUACAAAUGCUAUUUUGCUUUAAAAAAAAAAGAUAUAAAUUGUUGUGCACUCAGCUAUAAUAUUAUCAUUAUUGAUCUUGUCCUAUAUUUCAAAGUGAUCUCAGGUGAAUAUUUGUUAGUUCAUUAGUUCACAGUUAUUUUUGCUUUAAGGAAAGAUUUGAAUGUUUCCACCUUAGGACAGUAAGAAAAAAUGUAUUCAUUCUUCUGAAUGAGGUAGGAAUGCACAAAAUACUUAAGGGGAAGUUGUUCUCUACUGUUCAUGGAUAAAACGGUUUCAGGUUUGCUUAUCUGUUAAGCUGGUUGUGUAUAUGUAUAAAUUUUACUUUUUUGUGUGUACGAAUAAGAAAUUGUUUGUCUCAGCUCUGUGAUUGUAAUAAUUGAUGUGGGAUAUGAAUGUCUCUUCACUUUAUAAGUGAUUCUUUUUGACUGCAGUUCAUGUGUGUUUUCUCUGUUUUCCCUGAAAGAUGUAAUACCAAACGUAACUCUGACCUACCAAGUUACAGAAGUGAUAGUAGACAGUGCUUUUAUUUUUACAUUUUAUAAUAGAGAAAUAUGCUCAUAUUUUAAAAAGCAAGCUGUACACUUGCAAGAAGGUUGAAGAAGAACCUGUCAUAAACCUGGAGUGUAAUCUGAGAUCCAGCUGCAAGUUCAGUAACUGAAUAUAAUGAUGAAUAAAGGUUUUCUCUUGUUUUCUUGCA